AUGCGAUCUACAUCAACCACGAGGAAGAAAAGAGUUCUGGGUCAUUCGCGCCGGUUGGCGGAGAGAGCCAUGGGAGAUAUCCCCAUCAGCCCAUCACGUGAACGCAGCCAUAUUACACUACGACUGCGUCAGCAGCAGCCUCCGGGGCUUGAGUCCGCGUGGUGGACUUCUCCCGAAAUCCUCGGCCAAAAGGACGAUAAGAAAAAGCAAGACCAGGCCAUUACUAGCGAGGCGAUUCGGCAAGCCUGGCUCCAACGUCUGCGCCCCAGAGCGUCUCAUCAAUGCUCAUCGGCCGAGUCUAAUGAGAAACGGAAGCGCAAACGCGAGUGUAAGGUCUAG
Penicillium antarcticum is the source of this 339-nucleotide messenger RNA. RefSeq lists its product as uncharacterized. Lineage: Eukaryota; Fungi; Ascomycota; Eurotiomycetes; Eurotiales; Aspergillaceae. The transcript has a single exon. The coding region runs from base 1 to 339 and encodes 112 amino acids. The record is from RefSeq and is a predicted model, not a curated record.